Messenger RNA from Periophthalmus magnuspinnatus, 1617 nucleotides. It is a transcript of the gene g6pc3, whose product is annotated as glucose-6-phosphatase catalytic subunit 3. The record is from RefSeq and is a predicted model, not a curated record. Gene Ontology annotation, biological process: glucose 6-phosphate metabolic process; gluconeogenesis. Lineage: Eukaryota; Metazoa; Chordata; Actinopteri; Gobiiformes; Gobiidae. The transcript has 6 exons. Gene Ontology annotation, molecular function: glucose-6-phosphatase activity. Bases 106 to 1113 code for a protein of 335 amino acids. Gene Ontology annotation, cellular component: membrane.
CACACCGGUUUUCUCAGGACAUCAUCAUCCACCUCCUCUUAACCUGAGGAGCUGAAUAUCUGAUGUUCCCACGUUUGUCAACUUUAAUGUGACUCUUCUUUAGAAAUGGAGAUUCUUCAUACCUACGGCGUUUGGAUGGCAGAAAGGCUUCAACUGGGGACGAAGAGUUAUGAAAACCUCUGGCUUGUAGUGACACAUCUUGGAGAUCCAAAAGCUGCAUUUCUACUUGUCUUUCCUUUCACGUAUUUCAUCAGCAAACGAGCAGGCAUCGCAGUGCUUUGGGUGGCAGCUAUUUCUGAGUGGCUCAACGUGGUAUUAAAAUGGAUGCUGUUUGGAGAACGGCCAUUUUGGUGGAUUGGUGAAAAUAAUCUCUUACCCAAAGUGCACCAGUUUCCCUCCACCUGUGAGACCGGACCAGGUAGUCCAUCAGGUCAUGCAAUGGUCACAGCUGCAGUCUGGUGGGUCGUGAUUACUGCAGUGGCACGAGUGAUUUACGCUAGGACCAACAGUGUCCUGCUCACAGCUGUCCCUUACCUGCUCUAUGCCGCAUUGCUUGUUGUAGUCGGACUCUCCAGGAUUUACAUUCUGGCUCAUUUUCCUCAUCAGGUUUUUGCUGGAGCCAUUACAGGUUUGAUCCUUGGAGUUGUUCUGGGCCAAAGAGUUCCUGAAGGUCGCCCCCUGCUGUUUUUCUUCAAAAUCAGCUUUGGUCUUCUGCUAAGUGCUGUCCUGAUUCAUUUUGUACUGAAGGAGAUAGGAAUUAACCUCUCCUGGUCUAUUGCUCUGGCUAAGAAGUGGUGCAGCCGCACUGAGUGGAUCAGACUGGACACUGCCCCGUUCUCCUCUGUGACCCGGGACUGUGGGGCUCUGCUGGGUUUCGGACUGGCCCAAAGCUGGAGGCCGGGGGGUUGGUCUCUGCCUUUAGCCCCCCGAGCGUUGUCCUUGGCCUUCUCGUCUAUGGGGCUGUACCAUGUUAACCGCCUGCCGCUGCCAGUCAAACCACAUCUCCUGUUCUAUUGCCUUUUCUUUGUUAAGUUUGUGAUGGUGCCUCUGCUGGUCAUGGUUAUAGUCCCGGGAGCAAUCCACUUUUUCACAAACAAAAGGAAGAGAGAUUAGAUGCAAAAAAAAAAGCAUUAAAUGGUUCUUAUCAGUUCAAGUUGUUUAAGUUGAUGCAGUUUUAAUACUACAAUUGUCUGUGUUUACAUUGAUUUUCAGGCAGUGGGUCUGUUCAGUUUCAUUUCACUCCAUGUGCUGCAUCGUUCAGUCAGGCCCAAUACUGUCAGAUGUUUACUUUCCUCAAUGAAUGUCAUUUGUUUUAAAAACUAUUUUUGCACUACCCAAUGUCUUUAGAUACAGUUUGCACUGUAAAAUGAGUUGCUUUUCCAAGUAGUGACGUUACUGCGAAAACAGCGCCAUCUAUUGUUUGUCAACCGACAGUUCAACGGCUGCACUUAAUACAAAACACUGUAACGCAUUCCAUGAUUUAAGUCGUCUUUUUGAAGAUUAAUGCUGGACAAGUGGUCUUAAUAUGUGUUGGAAAUCUUAUUUUACCAAAUGUGUUCGACCAAAAUAAUUCUAAAAUAUAAAUCUGUAUUUUGUUAUUUAAUAAAUUAAUAACAC